This is a messenger RNA of Danio rerio (zebrafish), 1604 nucleotides long. It is a transcript of the gene hspa4b, whose product is annotated as heat shock protein family A (Hsp70) member 4b. The record is from RefSeq and is marked provisional. Gene Ontology annotation, molecular function: ATP binding; ATP hydrolysis activity. Gene Ontology annotation, cellular component: cytoplasm. Lineage: Eukaryota; Metazoa; Chordata; Actinopteri; Cypriniformes; Danionidae.
UGCAGCUGAAGAUGGAGUCAGUGACUGUGAGGUUUUCCCAAAGAACCAUGCAGCACCUUUCUCUAAAGUGUUGACCUUUUACCGGAGAGAGCCAUUUACCUUGGAUGCAUACUACAACUCCCCUAAAGAGCUCCCUUAUCCAGAUCCCACAAUAGGCCAGUAUGUUGUCCAGAAAGUGGUUCCCCAGGCCUCCGGUGAGAGUUCAAAGGUUAAAGUGAAGGUGCGAGUGAACAUUCAUGGCAUCUUUAGUGUUUCCAGUGCUUCACUAGUGGAGGUGCAGAAAUCUGAGGAGGAAGAGGAGAGCAUGGAAACCGAGCAGAGCACAGAAAAAGAAAAUGAGAACAAAAUGCAGGUUGAUCAAGAGGAACAAAAGACUCCAGAGACGGAACAGGAAAAUGGCGAGAAAAAACCUGGAACUGAGGAAAUGGAGACCUCAGCAGAGGAAGGCAAACAGGAGAAGAAAUCAGAUCAGCCUCCCCAAGCCAAGAAGCCCAAGGUGAAGACAAAGGUGCUGGAUUUGCCCAUUGAAAACAACCCGCAGUGGCAGCUGGCCAACGACAUGCUGAAUCUGUUCGUGGAGAGUGAGGGUAAGAUGAUCAUGCAGGACAAGCUGGAGAAGGAGCGCAAUGAUGCCAAGAAUUAUGUUGAGGAGUAUGUGUACGAGAUGAGGGACAAACUGCAUGGCAUAUUCGAGAAGUUCGUCACUGAGAGUGACAGAGAUGUUCUCUCAUUAAAACUAGAAGACACUGAGGUCUGGCUGUAUGAGGAUGGAGAAGACCAGCCCAAACAAAUAUACAUCGACAAACUUGCUGAACUGAAGAACCUUGGCCAACCCAUUCAAGACAGAUACAGAGAGUUUGAGGAGAGACCCAAAGCUUUUGAAGAGCUGGGCAGACAGUUGCAGCAAUACAUGAAGAUUGUUGAGGCCUACAAAACCAAGGAAGAGCAGUAUGAUCAUCUGGAGGAGGCAGAAAUUCAGAAGGUGGACAAGAUGGUGAAUGAUGUCAUGAUCUGGAUGAACAGUAAAAUGAACCAGCAGAGUAAACAGAGUCUUGCCAUCGAGCCAGUGGUGAAAACGACAGAGAUCCAGGCCAAAACACGGGAGCUGUUUUCUACUUGCAAUCCAGUCGUGACCAAACCCAAGCCCAAAGUGGACUUGCCAAAAGAAGAGAACCCAUCAGAACCCAACGGGCCCGUCAACACACAGGAAAACCCUGAAGCUCAGCCCGGCGGCACAGAACCAGCUGCUGCAGACAGUGCAGGAAACACAGAAAACAAGCCUGACAUGGACCUUGAUUAAACACGCUGUGUAAUGUUAUGUUAACGUUACACGUUAUGUUAUGUAACAUAAUGUUUUGUUAAUGUUAACUUAUGUUUCCAGUGACUAGAAUGCUAAAUCAUCAUCAUCAUCCUCCUCAAAACAGGGAGACUCUAACAGUGAGCGAUUCAGUGGCUACAUUUGCAUGUCGUUUUAUAUUAAGAAAAUCAUAAGUCAUAAUGCUGUAAGACUUCUGAUUGAGAACAAUUCUGUCUGCCUACAAUUGAGUUUCUGUCAUAUGCCGGUUCUGUCAGCUGUUGUUUCAAUAAAUAUGGAUUGAAACGUG